AUGCACCAGGUGCCACAUAGAACGGAACGCGGCGGCACCUCGAGCGAAGGCCGAAACGAUAGGAAUUCUUGGAAGAAACAGCAGCAGCAGCAGCUCUCCGAGUAUAGUCACAACCGAGUGCUGCAGCCGCAGCAGCCGUCUCGAUCUUGCAUCCGCGCCCGAGCACGCCGAUCGUCCAAAACCUCGGGCGAGAGCGCCGAUCGGACGACGGCGACACGGCGGCAAGACGCCGGGCCCGACGUGGUGGUCCGCGAGUCUCUGCCGCUGCACUAUCUGGGUCCGGCGCGCACUGUCUACGGCAGCGCCGCGCCGUUUCUCCCGUCCAAUUUGUUGCUCAUAGGACUGGUCCUUUGUUGUCUGGCCCUACCGGCGGUACAACCGCGCCUCAGCGGCCACUACCAAACGUGUCCGGGUUGCCCGCAUCAGCAGCCGCAGCAUCAACAUCAUCAUCAUCAUCAUCACAUGCAUCACGACGGCUCGGCGAGGAGCAGUUUCUUCAAGGACACUGCUGUGCCUAGUCCGGAUGAUCUCAGGUUGGAGGCCAUCAAGCACCAGAUCCUGCAGAAGCUAGGUUUGAGGACUCGCCCGGACGUUAACAGGACGUUGGCCACCGUGCCCCGGCUCCUGGCCCUGGAGACCCUUUCCCGGGCGGAGGCGCAAAUGCCGCCGCGCUACUCCGACCGGUCAAGGGUCGAUUACGAGAGUGAUUACUCGGGCGAGUUCCUUUACGGCGGCGACGAGUAUUCGUAUAGGAAUCUCGAUCAGGAGACCACCACUACCGAGGGUAACGCCAGGACCACCGCGAGGUCCUAUCAGGGCUACGACAACGUUCAGGAGAUGGACGAUUUCUACGCUAGGACUUCGGAGAUCAUCACCUUUGCCGAGCCCGGGCACACGUUAAACGGCCAGCCAUUGUUGGAAUUCCCGAUGUCGAGCGGCGAACCGGCAUUGGAACCUUUAAGAAUCAAAAGGGCCACCCUGUGGACGAGAGUUGAGCUCAAACACGCUCAUCGCUAUCAGCAUCAUCGUCACAAUCAAAUCAACCAAAGAAACAUUACUCUCUGGGUGUUUAAAGUACAUUGCGGUAACACGACGCAUCUUCGAGGCAAGGAGCUUGGUCAACAUCUGGAGAUGGUAACAUCUCUCGUAGUGAACGUCGGCCAACUCGGCUGGCAGAAAUUCGACGUGACGAAGGUCGUCAGCAGAUGGUAUACGAACUACUCGAAGGAUAAGCUGACGUUGCUCGUCGAUUGCAGCGGAUGCGGCUCGCACGUCCACGUAUCGACCUUCGACGGGUAUUCGCCGCACGUGAUCGAGUCGUCUCUAAAUUCGAAAGAUCCGGAUAGGCCAUUUCUAGUUAUGCGUACGGAUCCGGCAGCUAUGAAGCGCGUGAGAAGACGAGCGAUCGAAUGUAACGAUACAGUAAAAGGCCAAUGUUGCAAGCAACGGUUCUACGUGAACUUCUCUCAGCUGGGAUGGGAUGACUGGAUCAUUGCUCCUGCAGGAUAUUACGCGAAUUACUGCAAAGGAGACUGCGCGGCCGGUCACAGGACGCCGGAUACGUUUCUCAAUUACUACACCCACGUAAUCGAGGAGUAUCGGAAGAUGGACCGAUUGGCCGGCAUGCAACCGUGCUGCGCGCCGCUCAAGUUCUCGCCCAUGUCGCUCAUCUAUUACGGCCCGGAUUCGAAUAUCAUCAAGAGAGACCUGCCGAAGAUGGUGGUGGACGAGUGCGGAUGUCCUUAGACCGAGCAAGAGCGCGGGAUGUAAAAAGGCUCGUAAGAAAGAUUAUCGUGCCGUUUGGCGGUAAAAGUAAACUGCGAGCCCGGACCCGAUCCGGCAAAUCGGUCCAGAAACCGUCCGAAUUUUGCGAUUUGGUAAGAUUUUCAGCGUUCGAAAACCGGCGAGCAGGAAAUUGAUCGAGCGCUGCGCGAACGAUAGUCAAGUAUACGUGGCGUUUGAACAAGGCCCAUGGGAGAUGCGGUUUUCUGAAAACGCGAUCUCCCGAGGGUAUAAACCGAGGGUAUGCGAAGAUAGUCAAAAGGACUAGAUAAUUUUGCUAGAUUUACACGCCACGCCGACUGCGAUUGCAUUCCGGAUGCGAUUCGCGCGCGUGGCGAUAAAAUAAAAUUGGCCUUUCUAAGGUUCGAGUACAUAGAGUAGA
Cataglyphis hispanica is the source of this 2164-nucleotide messenger RNA. RefSeq names its product inhibin beta chain (gene Actbeta). Gene Ontology annotation, biological process: SMAD protein signal transduction. Gene Ontology annotation, molecular function: cytokine activity; growth factor activity. The record is from RefSeq and is a predicted model, not a curated record. Gene Ontology annotation, cellular component: extracellular region. The transcript has 5 exons. Lineage: Eukaryota; Metazoa; Arthropoda; Insecta; Hymenoptera; Formicidae. The coding region runs from base 1 to 1746 and encodes 581 amino acids.